AUGACACUCAACACCUUCAUAUUGAUCUUUCUCAUCAUCCCACUGAUCUCCUCGUCCUCCUCAAUGAACCGCGUCAAAUCUCUAAAACUGGAACUCACUAAUGAGACAGACAGCCUUCAAUGGGAGCUGGAUCUCGCUGAAAUGGCUGGAUAUGCCCUCGAAGCGAACGCGCUCAUAAAAUUCGAAGUCAACACAACCGAACCCAUCACAUUCUCCCUCAACAAGUGUAUGGAUAUGAUUCUGACCAAAGACCGUCCCUUCCAAACCGUAACCCUCUUCUUCGGUGUUCCAUGGCUUCAAUAUUUCGUCAAGGACUCCACGGAGAAAUGUUUGCACGGAUAUUCUGAACUCACUCUCGAAAUGCAUUUCGGCUCCAAAAACACAUCUGGAUUCGUCGAAUUCUCUGAAGUUGUCUUCGCUCCUUCUCAUCUUAAAGAACUUCAGCCAUCAAUUGUCCCGAUUGGAGGUCAUGGACAAGUUGUUCAAACCUUCUCGAUGGGAACGUUGAUCAAGAAUGCCAUGUUCCAACGUAACACCACCACCCUCGUCGCCAUCUACAACUACACCGAUGUCGACCCGAUUCUCGUCGGUUUCGGAAAAUGUGGUGUCCAGCCGAGCACCUUCGAUUUUGUGGGAGGCCGCCCUUUCCUAAUUCGUGGGGAGCUUCUCGACCAUCUGUACCGUCUCAGCACCUUGUAUUGUCACCAGGAUCCUUAUGAGUACACUCUGGAAGUCUCCAUCUCUGCUCCCACUGCCCCUCUCGAUGGUGCCAUCGCUUUCGAACUCCUUGCCUAUCAAACUCCGAAUGAAGUUUGGGGAUAUAUCAAGGCGCUGAUCACUAUUCUUGCGAUUAUUGUGGCGGUCGCACUCAUCAAAAUCGCGGUGUCGAUGAAAAAUGAGCCAUUGGAGGACAAAAAAAGCGGCGAGGACAACAACUUGAUGGCGAGGGAGCCAGAAACGGAAAUGGUCGAGUUCCACAGAAUCGAGGAAUAG
Messenger RNA from Caenorhabditis remanei, 993 nucleotides. RefSeq lists its product as uncharacterized. The transcript is spliced from 5 exons. The record is from RefSeq and is a predicted model, not a curated record. Bases 1 to 993 code for a protein of 330 amino acids. Lineage: Eukaryota; Metazoa; Nematoda; Chromadorea; Rhabditida; Rhabditidae.